UUAUCCCCCGCGCCCCCCUCAGCCGAGUGGUACGGCCCAACAUGGCGGGCAGCGCGCGGGGCUAGGCGGGCCCUCAGGGGAAGGGGAGCGGCGCGGCGGGACGGCGGCGGGGGCAGCAUGAGCAACAUCUACAUCCAGGAGCCGCCCACGCACGGCAAGGUUUUACUGAAGACAACAGCUGGAGACAUUGACAUUGAACUCUGGUCAAAAGAAGCACCAAAAGCAUGCCGAAACUUUAUCCAGCUUUGUAUGGAAGAUUAUUAUAACAACACAAUAUUUCAUAGAGUUGUGCCUGGUUUUAUAGUUCAAGGAGGUGAUCCCACCGGUACUGGAUCAGGUGGAGAGUCGAUUUAUGGGGCUCCCUUCAAGGAUGAAUUCCAUUCACGAUUGCGUUUUAAUCGAAGAGGACUGGUUGCUAUGGCAAACGCUGGUCCUCAUGAUAAUGGCAGUCAAUUUUUCUUUACUCUGGGUCGUGCAGAUGAACUUAACAACAAGCACACCAUCUUUGGCAAGAUUACUGGGGACACAAUAUAUAAUAUGAUACGACUGGCUGAAGUAGAAACGGACAAGGAAGAAAGACCACUCAACCCACACAAAAUAAAAAUUAGUGAGGUUUUGUUUAAUCCUUUUGAUGAUAUCAUUCCAAGAGCAAAUAAAAAGCUGAAAAAGGACAAACCAGAAGAAGAAGUAAAAAAGUCCAAGUCCAAAGGCACAAAAAAUUUUAACUUGCUUUCCUUUGGAGAGGAAGCUGAAGAAGAAGAGGUAGAAGUCAACAAAGUUAGUCAGAGUAUGAAGGGGAAAAGUAAAAGUAGCCAUGACUUGCUGAAAGAUGAUCCACAUCUAAGUUCAGUUCCUGCUGUCAAAAGUGAAAAAACAAAUGAAGUAGGGGAUUCAAGUGAGAAGGAAGAUAAUGAUGAAGAGGAUGAAAAUAAAAUUGAUACUAAUGAAGAAAAUGAAGUAAAGAAUCGCAUUGCUAAAAAGCUGAAAAAAGUUUCAAGUGAAAAUGAAAAACUACCAUUCAAGGAAGAAGAAAUAAAAACAGAAAAGAAAACUACUACCCGCAGGUAUGCAGCGUACAAUUUUUUCUGAUUUAAAGAUUUUAUU
Molecule: messenger RNA, 1104 nt
Organism: Gavialis gangeticus (Gharial)
Lineage: Eukaryota; Metazoa; Chordata; Crocodylia; Gavialidae
Product: peptidyl-prolyl cis-trans isomerase CWC27 homolog
Exons: 10
Coding region: 118-1089 (323 amino acids)
Biological process (GO): protein folding; protein peptidyl-prolyl isomerization
Cellular component (GO): catalytic step 2 spliceosome
Molecular function (GO): peptidyl-prolyl cis-trans isomerase activity
Source: RefSeq, a predicted model, not a curated record